Messenger RNA from Annulohypoxylon truncatum, 288 nucleotides. RefSeq lists its product as uncharacterized. NCBI's taxonomy places the organism in Eukaryota, Fungi, Ascomycota, Sordariomycetes, Xylariales, Hypoxylaceae. The record is from RefSeq and is a predicted model, not a curated record. Bases 1 to 288 code for a protein of 95 amino acids. The transcript is spliced from 2 exons.
AUGGCAGAUUCACAAGGGGACAACUCGUCUGGAACCAAGCAAACACCACUCGACCCUCAUCAACAAGGUCCUACACAUAAUAUCCUCGACGAGAUCGGGAACACACCUCAGGCGGGUCUCGGUGGCAACACGGAAGCUCAAGAAGAGCAGCUCAAGGACAAGGUCGACGGCGCGAUAAAAAGCGGUCCCAAGGUGGCCGACGAGCAUACGGGUGGUAGAGUACAAGUAGGUGAGACGGGCGACUUGCACGAUCUUGCUGCGCGAAGGAACAGCGUUAAGAGGGAGUGA